UGCUCAUGCUCAGUAACCUCUUGCCUGUGAUAAGGGGAGCACGUGCCUCUCGCUUUCGUUCCAUGUGUUCGGCCUAGCUCUCGCAAACGUUCGGAGAUUUUUAGUGGGAUGUGCGUAUCCGUCGCCUGGGCUUGAGAGAGAGUCGAAUUUUUGUGAAGAAACUGCAAGGAUGACAGAGAAGACGGGUGGAGGGUUCCUGAAGGAGUCUUCCACGGACUUCUUCAAGCGUUCAUCGUCCGUGGAGAUCCUUACGCCCACGAACGGACAGCUCCUGGCGCGGCGUCCCAACAUCAGCACGAGCCACCUCCCGGAGCCGGUGACCAAGAGCAAGACCAAGAGCGAGGCCGCGACCGUGUUGACCCCGCCAGACCGGCAGACGUCGGCGAGCACCGGGACCCUCGCCCUGUCGUCUAAAAAUGACGCGCCGAUGCAAAAUGGAACAGUAUCCCCUCGCAACCAACGGAGCUUAGAAAACGUGCGUCUCGGGGAGAAGCGUUCCAAACCCCUGAGGAGAAAGGGGGCGCAACUCCCUCCCCUUCACAUGCCCCAGGCCAAUGCCCCGACGCCCCCCAACGCCACGCCCCAAGGCACGCCCAUCAUCGGCGAGAGGGGACACAUCUUCACCAUCUCCAGCGCCGUGCCUGACGAGCCUAUCUCGAAGAAUCACCCCAGGAGAGAAAGCGUCCCUGACCUGAACCCCUUCGACAAGAGACGCCCUUCUGCCAAGACGCCUGUGACGCCCCCGAAAGAGGAUGAGGACGAGCCCGUCUGGCAAAGGAGAUUGUCACAGCUGUUCGUGCCGCCCAGAGAAGACGAAUUCGACCACGAGAAAGAACUGCAGGAGACGACGUUCCUCCUGCCGAAGGACUCCCCGAAGCUAAAACCUCGCAGGCCCGCCACGCCCGCCGACGAGAUCCUGCCCAGCGACCCCGCCCACAAGCCGUCUUCCGCUGGCCCCGCCCACAAGCCGUCUUCCGCUGGCCCCGCCCACAAGCCGUCUUCCGCAGGCCCCGCCCACGCGGAGAAGGGGAAGGGCGACAGACAUGAUAAAGUGCCGGAGGGGAAGAUAAAUUUCAAGGACGAAAGGAAGAAGAGGAAGAACAGGAAAGUUGAAGAAGACGACUCCGAUCGCCUCUCGGUGCUUGACAAGCUCGAGAGUGGCAGGCAUGACAGUACCCAGCGAGGUGUGAUCGGAGCGCAAGCUGAUAACAAGUCCAAAGCAUCCAGAGCAUCGUCACAGAAUUCCCUCUCAUCACUCAUAAGGGAGAGGAUGGGGAAACCAGACUUUCCAAAAUCCAAGACACGAGCCGACUUAGGUCUCAUGGUGCUUGUUGGGUUUCUCUUCGUUAUUAUAGUUGCUGGGAUUUCUCUCACAACGUACUUCUAUAACUUGCAUCUGCUGGAGCUCUCCAUCUUUAGCCAAAUCAAAUUUUUUGAAGCACCGAGAAUUCUUGAGAUAUACAACCCUGACUGGAAGGCCGUUAUCAAGGCACAUUUAGGAACACGGUUGCCCAAUAACUCAAUUCCUGAAGACUGCACCCAUUAUCUUCAUUAUCUAGCGAAACACAACAUAUCAAUCACUCCAGGGGGACUUGAAGAGGAAGAGGAGGAGUAUGAUGAAAUGGUAUGUCUUGAUUGGACGGCACUGGCUCGUGUUCAGCUCCGAAAACUGCCUUCAGUAGAUGAUGUGCAGUGUUACUCUGUGUGGUGGGAGGCAGCAAGGGAAGACUUCAUCCUCAAAGACUGCCUGAAAGUUGGAGGAGAUCAAGGAGCUUGGUGGGGUGGAGGAGAGAUGUCAGAUGGGGGCUACCCUGUUACCAACGCUAAUGUCCCACCUACCCAGAUGGUCACAGGCAAAUUGGGCAGAGACUCCUGGGGGCAGCUCCUAAGGCGUACAUGGCUCUCUGAAUUCUCAUCGCUCUUGUCCCUUCCAGAUAGUUUCAAGGGCCAUAUUUCUGUCAAUUAUGAAAAUGAUGGCCAGAUUUGCCUGGAGUCUCGGCCCCGACCUUCUCUUUCAUCUAGGUUUCCGGUACUGAAAUAUAGGCUGUGUACAGCCCAAAAUCUUUCAGCAUUAACUUACCAUCUUCAUACUGAAGCUCUAGCUCAGAUGAAGACAGAUGUACAACCUUUAAAGAAUAUUGUCGUGAGGAAAGCAGAAGUUAAAGAAGAAAAUAUGACAGUGCCAGUAAAUGUUUCAACCCCUAAAGAUCCACGAAUGGAGGAAGCAAAGGCCCGUGUCAGAGGAAGAAUAGACCAUCCCGUGUGGAUUCCGUGGAUGUCUUCAGAUCAACCUCUGCUUACCCAAGAUGCUGUCCUUCAUUAUGUUGAUAAGGUUGUCAACCUGACCUAUGGAUUCAAAGGUCAUGUUCUCCUUCCUCCAUCAUGGCAGUCACAGCCUGGUGACCUGGUAUUUGAUCCCAAGAGAUUUCCAGAUCCUGUCGCUAUGGCCCGGAAAAUAGAAGAAAAAGGUUUUAAAUUAGCUCUGACCAUUCAUCCGUUUGUGAGUGUCAAUGCUCCAACAUUUGAUAAGGGGACUCAGGAGGGCCUCUGGAUACGCCAACGUUUGUCAGAGCUCCCUGCACUCACAAACUAUGAGGACACCUAUCCAUCUGCUGUAACAGACUUUAGCAACCCAAGAGCUAAACACUGGUUCUCAGUGCAACUCAAAAAAUUGAAAAGGAUGUAUAACAUUGACCGUUUCCAUCUGAAGCCUGCAGAUUCCCAUGAUCUUCCAGCAUACCAUGAAUAUCACAUGCCCAUUCCUGGUCCAGAUGCAAUACUGUCCUAUUUCAUGGAUUCUGUAAGUGCAGUGUCACCACCCAUCAGUACAGAAGGUGCUGUCAUGCCACCUGGAGCACCAACUUUCCUUACUCUUGGAAACUUUGAUGGGUCCUGGGAAGGGCUGGAGACACUAGUUCCAAGGGUGCUGACCCUAGCCAUGCUUGGAUUCCCCUUCAUUGAUGUGGGACCAAUAGGUGGAGUAGCAAGAAUGGGACAUAUUCCUGAUAGGGAACUUUACAUUCGGUGGAUGGAAGUAGCAACAUUUCUUCCAGCAAUGCAGAUAUGUGUACUGCCCGACAAGUAUGGCUCAGAAAUGACAGCCCUUGCAGAGAAAUACACUAAACUUCGGAAGACAGUUGUCCUACCACGGCUAAGGAAAAAGAUACCCGACGCCCUAGAAAAGGGGACCCCACUCAUCACCCCCUUGGCCCUGUUCUCACCAUAUGACCCAGUUGCGGCACAGGUUUCGGACGAGUGGAUCUUAGGCACUGAUCUGCUGGUUGCCCCCAUCACUAACAGAACUCAAAGGACUCGGAACAUUUAUCUUCCAGCGGGCAUUUGGAAGGAUGAGAUCGAUGGGCACUUGCUCCGAGGUGGGCGAUGGAUCAAAGAUUACAAGAUUCCCCUAACGAAAAUUGCGUACUUCACUUUCAAGUCCUUGCACAAUGAUCCAGCGUGAGAGGCUAGACUUCAGUGUAAAUACAGGAAAGUUUUAAAAGUGAUAACUGAAAAUACUAACAUUUUAUUUCAUGCUGUCUUUCCUUUAGGUUAGAAGGAGAGAAACUGUGCAUUACUGAGCAAUAACAAGCAAUAGAAACAAUUUCUUCUUAACAGAUCAAAAGUUAUCACUUUGCAAGUUAAUAUUAGCAUUUGCUAAUAGUUCAGCUAUACAGUGAGUGUAUGGGAAAUUGUGUCAACCUUGUUUGUUGUGAUAAAAGGUAGUAUCUUUUCAGUUCAUUUAAUUCUGCCAUUAAAGUACUAUACCACUUAUAAUUAUAUGGUAGAAGCGAGUUAAAUACAUUCUGAUAACUCUAACCAGAAACUAAUUUGUAACUUGGAUCUGUUGCUGUACAGACCAAGGUCGGAAUGUCAUACGCAAUGUGUGUUCGAUUUUUGUAUAUUAGGUGCUACAACUAUUAUUCUGAGAUUAAAAAGACUUAAUGUAUAUAGUUAUAAUUCUAAAAAUUCAUGUAUAUAGAUUAUGAUAUUUAUACUUACAUGAGAUACAAAGGCAAUCAUGGUUUUCACCAGUGGAAUACUGUGAUUUUAUGCUGAAAUCUGUCAGGGUUGUGAUAGUUAACAUGUGUUGUAUGUUAUGCAUUCUUGUACAGUGUAGACAAUAUUUGCUAAUAAUCUGUCCAGAGUGUAGAAUUGUUGAAGGUAAUGAUCAAAGUAAAAGCUGUAAAAGAGAGAGUGAAAGCAUAGAGACUAUUGCAAAAGUAUUUCAAAGCCUUGCAUCCAGGUUAAAUAGUUCAAUUUGUACCAGUAAUUAUGGACUUUUGUGUUAUAUUUCCUGUACGUAUGUGGUGCUGAAUUUUUAUCGGAAAUUGGAACUGUGAAUGCUUAAAGUGUCCUUAUGAGUAUGUGAUAGAUUUAUGUAAAAUUACAAUUAAUUUAUGUGUGUUGUUAGGUUUUCUCGCCUGUAUGUAUAAACAAAUAAUGAUGAUAAAAGAAAUAUAACUAUUUAUAUGAUAAUAAAUAAAGUGACAAACAUACAGGUACUGUUGUACAAGAGAUAAAUGAGAUACAACUGUAGGGUUGAUAUUUUUAUACAAGUUCAAAAUUAGAAAGAUUCGUCGUAGGAAAGGUACACUGGUACAUAAUACAAUCAGUGUGUCAUUUGAUCAGGAAGUAUUUCUAUGGGUCUUUGCUAAGGAAACUAUCAAAUAAGUGCUUAACUUAUAUUUAAAUCUCUCAUACCUAAUUUUUGCUGAGCACCUUUUACUUUUUUUUCAUCUUUUUGUUGUAUACUUGCAAUACAACGAGAAAGAGAUUUAUGAAAUGUUUUUCAUAAGUAUUUAAUACUAUAUUUAUUUUUAUUUUUUUUUUCUUCAAACAACCUAUCUCCAGAUACGUUAGAAAGCAUAAUGAGAAUUGCCUUAUAAUGAAUAUCAGGGAAUGUCUUAUAUUAAGGUUUCUUGCACUGGGUAGGUUGCAUGCACUCUGAUAGAUGACUUUUCUAAAAAUAUUGGUUAAAAUGUUGACAUAGUAAAUUAUAUGUUGGGUAGUAGUGGAAAAUGGAAGACUGUUGUAAAAGGUUAUAAUUAGAGCAAGAAGUCUUAAUAGACAUAGUUUGCUUACACCCCCUAAGCACACACAUACAUAUAUACAUACACACAUAUAUUCAUUUAUUGUAGUCCUUUUCAUGUAUACAGAUGUAUAUGUACUGAAAGUAUGAAUUUAGGAUCCCUUGAAAAUUUGUCUGUGAUUAAAAGAAUUAGUCCCUUUUUCCAAUGACUGUAAAGUGUUGCCCAGUGCCUUGUAUUGUAUGUAAAUCGUUCUCUUAUUACUGCCUUCUUCUAUUUAAUUGUAUUACAAAAACUUCCUGUAUUGUAAUGAUAUCUUGUCAGGUUCUUGCACAUAAAAUUAGUGCAGGUCUUAAUGUGCCAUCUUGGUUACUCAUGUAUUAUAGACAUUACCAUGCAGUGAUAUCAGUAUGAUUAAUCAAAAUCAUUUGCUCCCACAGUCAUUUUAAUGGAAGCAUCAAAGUUACUGCAUUUAGUAAAUCAAGAGUAAUAUAUUUCACAAAAAAAUUUGUUUAUGCUGAGCUUCCCUCCCUACUGUAUUCACAUCUUCCAAGAAUAUACAUUAAUGUAUUGUUGUAACAGGGUUAUUUAGAGAAAAGAAGUAUGGUACUAUGGUCAACUUUUCAACUGGAGAUACAUUUCUUACUUUGGCCAAAAUGCCACAUUCCACAUUUUAUUUUGAGUGUGUGAAAGUCUGUUGUACAGUAGAUGUAGCCUGUUUAAUAUUCUUUUUCCUUUUUAGGGUUGUAUAUAAGCAAACAUAUUUAAGUAGUGUGGUAGUUCUCUUCAUUCAGAAGUAUUUAUAAGAAAUGAAACAACUAGGAAAUGCCCCAACAUAGUGGCAAAAAAUAAUUAUAAUAAAAAAAAUCCUACAUCAUUUACUAAAAAUGCCUUCUGUUGUGAUAAAUAUCGUAAAUAUGGACACAGAAUUAUAACACAAUUGUAGACGAAGAGGUUAACACUAAAAUGUCACAAAUUUUUUAGACCUAAUGGAAGGUUUUUUCAUGUCUGUUUUUUUUUUUUCUUCUUCUUCUUCUUCUUCUUCUUCUUCUUCUUCUUCUUCUUCUUCUUCUUCUUCUUCUUCUUCUAAUAGUUAGCUCAGACCUCAAUACCCAGUCCUUGGUUGCUGUUCUUUUUGGUGCUCUUUAACUUAUGUAUUUCACAGUUGUUAUUGGUUGUAUAUGUGUCUUGUGUCUCUUGAUGAUGUAUGUAAAUCCAGUAAUGUAUAUUGUUUAUAUAACUUGUUAUAAAUGCAAAGUAAAUGUAA
This is a messenger RNA of Penaeus chinensis, 6294 nucleotides long. RefSeq lists its product as uncharacterized. The record is from RefSeq and is a predicted model, not a curated record. Gene Ontology annotation, molecular function: hydrolase activity, hydrolyzing O-glycosyl compounds. Gene Ontology annotation, biological process: carbohydrate metabolic process. Lineage: Eukaryota; Metazoa; Arthropoda; Malacostraca; Decapoda; Penaeidae.